Spinacia oleracea (spinach) is the source of this 1156-nucleotide messenger RNA. Its product is annotated as EID1-like F-box protein 3. Gene Ontology annotation, molecular function: protein binding. The record is from RefSeq and is a predicted model, not a curated record. The transcript has a single exon. Bases 61 to 948 code for a protein of 295 amino acids. Lineage: Eukaryota; Viridiplantae; Streptophyta; Magnoliopsida; Caryophyllales; Amaranthaceae.
AGUCUCGCUCACAACUCCCAUAAUAAGCUCUGCCAAAUUUUUUUCCCACCAUCUCAAAAUAUGAAUAAGGCUAUUAAACGGGCCUACCCUUGCCCAACGGGUCACGAAUCAGAUUCAGAGGCGGCGCCGGAAUCAAGGAUCCUUAACGAAGAGAUCUUGUUGCUGGUGUUCGGAUACAUAAAAUGGGACCUGAAAACGGUUUGUGCCACCGCGAGAGUAAGCCGUAAGUUUCGAGCGGUAUCGAAGAGAAUACUGUGGCGGGCGAUGUGCAACUUCAGGGCUCCGCGUAUGGUGGCAGCCUUAAGCCACGGGCUACCAGGAUCAAGGAUCGGGGGUGGUUGGCACGCGCUGGCAAAGCUGAUGUUCUUCUGUUGCGGGUGCCAACCCUCCCCGAACCUCCGGCUUAAGGUGACCCUCCCGGGCCACUUCGUCAACGAGGCCCGAUUCUCAAAAACAUCGGGCCUCAGUUUCUUGACGAAGCGGUGUCGCGGGGAUCUGUUAUACGUGAGCGAUCCCUGCGAACACCCGAUGGGGGAGGGGAAGGACGAUUUGGGGAUAUAUAGAGGUGUUUUCCGGGGAUUUAUGAGGUCUAAAACGAGAGCAUGUUUGAUAGGGCGGCAAGUACAGUUGGAGGAGCGGGUUCGGUGCCCGUAUUGUGGAGCGCGGGUGUGGAGUAUGACGUCAGCUAAACUAGUUCCGAAAACAGCGGCGAAGAGAUUAGGGACGAAUCAAGGUGGGUUAGAGUAUUUUGUUUGUAUAAAUGGUCAUAUGUAUGGAGCAUGUUGUCUUGUUCCUUUGACGUCCGAUGAGGAUGUCAUCGACGAUGAAAGAUACGACGAUGAUGACGGUGAAAUUGACGGUGCCGAUCAUCACCAUAAUAACUAUAAUCAUCAUCAUAGCUCUAAUGGUACAUUUGGGCCCCAAAACGGAGAUCUUUCAAGGUUUUGAAAAAGUCUAAGUUACAUUGAUAGAUAAUUUUGUCUUAUUAGUGGAGAGUUGUAAAGGACAAAUGAUAUUAGGAGAUGCGACCGAUCUCAAAUUUUGGAUAUCGUCCUUAACUAUUUAGCAAAGUCCAUUCACAUUUGACUGCAACAAUUGAUUGGUUUUCAAAAGAGAAAUAAUUUAAAAUAAUUUUAUUUAUUUUAUUUGUUGAUUA